CUGCGCGCAACAGCAACGCCGCGCCGCGGCCCCGAUCAGGAAGUGAAUUUGAAGAAAAUAGGCGACUGUGGAGGUAGAAUGACAUAGAGGGGGAGAGGUGGGAGAAAAGCAAGCGGCGAAAGAAGAGACUGUCGGUGGGAGGGAUCGACCCUGUUUCUGGACCCGUACUGAGCUGCUUCCCUCUGGGAUAUACUGCACCGCCGAAAAUGCUCAUAAAAGAAUUUCGAGUGAUUCUUCCAAUCUCUGUCGAAGAGUACCAGGUCGGACAGCUGUACUCUGUGGCUGAGGCCAGUAAAAAUGAGACUGGUGGAGGAGAAGGAGUGGAGGUGCUAAAAAAUGAGCCCUACGAGAAAGAUGGAGAGAAGGGACAGUACACACACAAAAUCUACCAUUUGCAGAGUAAAGUGCCGUCAUUUGUCAGAAUGUUGGCUCCAGCUUCAGCUCUCAACAUCCACGAGAAGGCCUGGAACGCAUACCCAUACUGUCGCACAGUUAUCACUAACGAGUAUAUGAAAGAUAACUUCCUGAUCAAGAUUGAGACAUGGCACAAACCUGACACGGGACACCUCGAAAAUGUACACGGUUUGGAUGCAGAAACCUGGAAGAAGGUGGAUGUAGUCUAUAUUGAUAUUGCGGACAGAAGCCAAGUGGAGCCGAAGGACUACAAGCCAGAGGAGGAUCCUUGCAGGUACAAGUCAGUGAAAACAGGACGAGGCCCUCUAGGACCAGACUGGAAGAAGGAACUUCCUAACAAAAAAGACUGCCCACACAUGUGUGCCUACAAACUGGUCACUGUCAAAUUCAAGUGGUGGGGCCUGCAAAAUAAAGUGGAGAACUUCAUUCAAAAGCAAGAGAAGCGUUUGUUCACUAAUUUCCACCGUCAGCUGUUCUGCUGGAUCGACAAGUGGAUUGACUUGAACAUGGAAGACAUUCGUCGUAUGGAGGAGGAGACACGCAGGGAGCUAGAUGAGAUGAGAGUGAAGGACCCAGUGAAAGGGAUGGUGGCUCUAGAGGACUGAGGUUGUGUUGGACCGUGAAUGCUGCUGCUCAUCAGACCAGAAUACCCAGACACCAGCGGAUUCACAUCCUCCUUCUAUUCAAACUGACAUCUGACCGGCUGGUCCAACCCCUUCCAACCCCCACCCCCCGAGUACAGUCUGGUUUUCAGGGACCUGGACCCAGUAAACUCCCAAUUUCCAGCUGAUCUCCUCCACCACAUCCCACCUCCCUUGAGUCUCAUCCAUUUCUAUUUGUUUUUCCAUCUAGUGCCCCUGUCUUAUUAACAACUCUGAGGCCUCUAGUAGCAACAGUAUAGAUCUUGUCAGUCAGUCCUUUCUUUCUCUCUCUCAGUCUCUAAACCUCUCUAAACUACAGAGAAUAGUGUCAUUUAUCUCUGCAAACUAGGAUUUAUUUCUAUUUAAGAUCCCAAUAGUGUAUAUAUACAGUGUACCGUAUAUCGGAGCUGAAUAAUUGUAUUGAAAUAUGUACAUAUAUAUAUAUAUAUAUAUAUAUAUAUAUAUAUAUAUAUAUAUAUAUAUAUAUAUAUAUAUAUAUAUAUAUAUAAACAGGGUUUUUAAAAUGAUUUUGUCUGUAAGUUUCUCUGUGGAUCUUUAUUUUUUUCCAGACCAAGCUGUAUCUGCUCAGUGUUAAGUUUUGAUCCUGUGAUUUAUUUUGAUUUAUUUUUUGAUUUGUCAUAGUAUCUCCUUCUCUCUAUUUGUGUCAUGCUUUAUGCUUUUGUUCUUCAAAUCAAUUUGCAGGUCUACAAAGUGCAGCUGCAAGGUCAGGAUUGUGCUGAGAGUGUUGAGAGGGUUGUCUCUGCUAUGCUCCUGACCUAACAGAUAGGAUUUGUUUCCAGUACCUCCCUUAGUAUGUUGGCACAUUCAUUGGCUUUUCUGCUGCUCCGUGAGUUUGUAUGUGCGCUUCUUUCUGUGUGUGUAUCGGUGUGUAUGUGUGCGUGCAUGUGUGUGUUUCUGUAGCGAUGUAAGGUCGUCAAGGUUUCCUGCCAUUUUUCUUUCACCAGAUAAUUUCUAGCUCUUCAGUUUCAUCGGGCUGAAAGUGCAGUAAUUGAAGAUCACUUCAGAAUUAAAACAUACAGUACGUACAUACACACACAUACCCACACACUUACAAGUAAAAUGUAUCACUCUGCAAAGGGAAAUACACAGAAGACCAGCCAUAAACAAGUCUGUCUCUCUUUUUUCUUUUUGUCUGACAGUCUUUCUGUCUACAGACUUCAUUCUCAUCCUUUUAACUGCAAAACUCAUUAUCAUGGUGGUGACCAUUACCAGCCAUCAUGGAUAUACAGCUUCUCCCGCUUGUAGAUAGAUAAAUGUUUCUUUGAAAGUAAAACUUUAUGUGAUCUGCAUCAAUUUUUGCCCUGUCACCCAUUCUGUCACCUCCAGUGGAUAAAUGGUCUUAUCCAGCGAUAGCAAUAACUACCAUGCCACGUUGGUCUCUCUUCUUAUCAUCGCUAACCUACCUUACUCCACUGUUUGUUCCUGUUCUGGGAACAGUUUUAGCAAAGCAGAGCCCAAGCUGAAAGUCAAGGAUGUUAAGUUGUUGAUUAAUUAUUUAUGAAACGCUGGUUUUAUUGUGUUUGUCUUUGGAUUAGCCGGGUUUUCUCCUGCUGGAAUCUGAAGCCUGUUGUUUGUAAUUGUGUGGUUUUUCGGUAUAUGCAUGAGUGUACAUGAGUGAUGUACAGUAGCGUGUCUUUGAAGAGAUCUGAUGCUGGCUUGGCAAAGAAGGGAGGAAGUAAUAGAGUUCGAGGAGUGAUAACAGCAAUUCUUAUUGACGUCUCUUUGGCCUCUUUUGUCCUUAGUUACUUUUAUUAUCCUCUUUUCCAUCAUCUGUUCGCUUUACCUCCACAUCUUUCAACUGUGUGGAAACUUUAAAGAGCAAGCAACAGAUAGAUAAUGUGAAAGGCAAUACUAUAACACCACUAUAUAACUGAUUUAGGUCACCCGCCUGUGAUUAAUACAUUUGGAUCAACAGAACAAGUGGAUAAUUAUAAUUGUUCUUUUUGUCUAAGCACAAGUACAGAGGUUUGAUUAGUUUGAGGUCCAUAUCUAGAGUUCUGCAUUGUAGGUGUACAUUUUGGACUCUAAUGAGUUAAUAUUAAUGAAUAUAAAAUUGGAUCAACUAUUUUUAUUUUUAAAAAUACAACAGUUUAUGUACACAAUGUAAAUCAUUACAAAGCAAUUGUUAUAAUUAACUGUCUCAAGGCCAGUUUUUAAUUUUAGAAAGUAUACAUUGGCUUAAUAUUUACAUCAUUUUAUGUAGUUGUUUAUUGCUGUAUUUAUUGGUCUGACCUAAGGACAGCUUAUUUUUUGAAAAGUUUGGUCAGUCUGGAGAAGAAUCCAGAAGAAGUGUAUAAUCAGAUAAAUGCACUCUAAUUUUAUAUGAAAGAGCCAAGCAAAUUAUUGUAGUCAAACUAAGAAGAUUCCUGGCAGUUGUAGGAUACUUCAUGAAUCAGGAUAAUACUGGAAUAGUGUCAUUAGUCUAUACAUUUAUGUAAUCUAUAUAAGCCCAAGCACAGUAGUCACUAAAUCCAAAUUCAAAUGUCUUUACCUGCUUUACCUGGCCAUAAGAUACGGCUUGAAAAAGUCCAUUAACAACUCCUCAGGGAAUUAUUGACAACUGUUCAAGCGUAGUUUAGACUUGCUUUGGAGAAACUCAAUUUAUAACUUUAAGAAUCUUCCAUCUUGUGGCAGUAGUUCAUGUCCUUAUAUAUCUGUAUGUCAGAGGUUUAUAAACCCCAUCCCUGCGAGCCCUUUUCUGUUGCCUCCUCUUUAAAGACAACACUGGCCCUGGAUGUCUAACCCUUCCACCUCUCUCUGUGUCCACCAAGCAUCUCACUCACUGUCUGUGAUGGGACUACCGACUGAAUCAUGGAGAUUUGUGGAUGUACUGUAUGUAUUGACUUUGUAAAUAGUAAAUAAAUAAAUGUAGAUGAACACAUAUAUAUAGACCAGACUGUCCUGCCAAAACCUACUGCACACCGUCUUGACAAUUGAUCCCCUUAUUCCAUCUCUAAAUGCUCAGCAUCACACAGACCGGGAAAUGUUAGGACAUAUAGAGCUAUAGUUGCUGAAAUGUAUUGCUGAUAAGACAUUUUUAAAGAAUAUUGUCAGUUGUAGACAUUAAAAAAGGCAUUCUAACAUAUUGUUAUAGAUUAUUUUGCUGCAUAUUUGAGGAUGCUCCAGCAAAGCAGUUAAAAACUGAGUUGCUGUGUGGUUUGUAGUUUGAGGUUAAAAAUAUUAAAAGCGAAGCAAAAACCCCUUUCACUAUAUCCUUUCCUCGUCACGUUCUUCCCUCACCUUUCAUUGGCAGGACAGUGUAUAGAUAUAUAUUUUUGUUCUCAGUGUUGUUGUACCUCUGUUGUCAGUCUCUGAACUACACUUGCGUCUCUCACUGAAAAGGAACAUAUAACGGCAGCUCGGGUCAGUUCGUUGAUCCACAUAAUUAGCUGAUGGUGUCAGCCCUAAGUGGAGCCUCCGUGCAAGUUAGAUAUUGCCCUCCUGUGGUUACUGACGGGGAUCAAGGGGAAACUAUUCUACAUUUAGGAGCAGCUUCAACCGGGUGCUGGAGGGUUGAAGUUUAUAGCUUCACAGGAUGAAAAAAAACAAUUGGUUUGAAAACAGACAGUUGGUGCAUUUUAAGAGCCUGAAGAUACCAUACAAACUUGUGAGAGAUCAUGGUUUAACAGAGAUAAUCUCAUAGAUACCUGUUGUUAGAUUCCUCGAUAAUCAGAAUAUGAAACCAAAUGAUUCCACAAUCCCAAACUGUUUUUAAAAUCGCUAAAUCUCUCCCUUUCUCUCUCUUUCUCUUACUCUCCCUCUCACUCCCGUUAACUUGUCCCCUGUUUUUCUUUCUUUUAUUGUGAAUUUGUGCCUUUUUGUCAUCUUAUCUUCCAAUAACACUACUGUACAUUGGAGACGUAAAGAAACGAAUAAAAAGAAGCAAAGCAACUGUA
Molecule: messenger RNA, 4972 nt
Organism: Micropterus salmoides (largemouth bass)
Lineage: Eukaryota; Metazoa; Chordata; Actinopteri; Centrarchiformes; Centrarchidae
Gene: pitpnab
Product: phosphatidylinositol transfer protein, alpha b
Exons: 12
Coding region: 207-1019 (270 amino acids)
Biological process (GO): phospholipid transport
Cellular component (GO): cytoplasm
Molecular function (GO): phosphatidylcholine binding; phosphatidylcholine intramembrane carrier activity; phosphatidylinositol transfer activity
Source: RefSeq, a predicted model, not a curated record